GAUGUGCGGCUACUGGGAGCCGAGCCUCCGCCGCCAGCCGCCUCCCGGGCAGCAGCAGCAGCAGCAGCGGCGGCGGCAGCGGCAGCAGCUCCGGGCCCGGCAGCCGCGGCGGCGGCGGCGCCCCCCCCUCCCGGCCCCCGGUCCGGCCGCCCCGGCCUCGGCUCCCGCGGGGGACACCAUGUACUGGCUGGCGGCGCAGGGAGGCCGGCGCCCGGCGGGGAUGUUGGGUUAACGGCAUGGAGAACAGUCACCCCCCCCACCACCACCACCAGCAGCCCCCGCCGCAGCCCGGCCCUUCGGGCGAGAGGAGGAACCACCAUUGGAGAAGUUACAAGUUGAUGAUUGACCCGGCUCUGAAAAAGGGGCAUCAUAAACUGUACCGCUACGAUGGGCAGCAUUUCAGCCUGGCGAUGUCCAGUAACCGCCCGGUGGAAAUUGUCGAAGAUCCCCGGGUCGUCGGGAUCUGGACCAAAAACAAGGAGCUGGAGCUGUCGGUGCCCAAAUUCAAAAUCGAUGAGUUCUACGUGGGCCCGGUGCCUCCGAAGCAGGUGACAUUUGCCAAGCUGAAUGAUAACAUCCGAGAAAACUUCCUAAGGGAUAUGUGCAAGAAGUAUGGGGAGGUGGAAGAGGUGGAGAUUUUGUACAACCCCAAGACCAAGAAGCACCUCGGCAUUGCCAAGGUGGUCUUUGCCACCGUCCGGGGUGCCAAGGAGGCCGUUCAGCACUUGCACAGCACUUCCGUCAUGGGCAACAUUAUCCACGUGGAGCUGGACACCAAAGGGGAAACCCGAAUGCGGUUCUAUGAACUGUUGGUCACUGGCCGUUACACCCCGCAGACCCUCCCAGUGGGGGAGCUGGAUGCUGUCUCUCCAAUUGUGAAUGAGACCCUGCAGCUGUCAGAUGCCCUGAAGCGCCUCAAGGAUGGAGGCCUGUCUGCAGGCUGUGGCUCUGGCUCCUCCUCUGUCACCCCCAAUAGCGGUGGGACACCUUUUUCCCAGGACACGGCUUACUCCAGCUGCCGCCUGGACACACCCAACUCCUACGGACAGGGCACCCCGCUCACGCCGCGCCUGGGCACCCCCUUCUCACAGGACUCCAGCUACUCCAGCCGCCAGCCCACACCCUCAUACCUCUUCAGCCAGGACCCUACAGUGACCUUCAAGGCCCGGCGCCACGAGAGCAAGUUCACGGACGCCUACAACCGCCGCCACGAACAUCAUUAUGUCCACACCUCUCCCGCGGUCACUGCAGUGGCCGGGGCCACAGCCGCCUUCCGGGGUUCCUCAGACCUCCCAUUUGGAGCAGUCAGCAGCACUGGGGGCAGCAGCGGUCCCCCCUUCAAGGCCCAACCACAGGAUUCGGCCACAUUUGCCCACACUCCACCGCCGGCCCAGGCAACCCCAGCUCCUGGAUUCAAGUCUGCUUUCUCUCCCUAUCAGACCCCAGUGGCCCACUUCCCUCCACCCCCAGAAGAGCCGACUACCACCACCGCCUUCGGGGCCCGUGAUGGCGGGGAGUUCCGGAGGGCACCGGCACCCCCACCCCUGCCACCUGCUGAGCCUCUGGCCAAGGAGAAGCCAGGCACACCCCCUGGCCCACCGCCUCCCGACACCAACAGCAUGGAGCUAGGCGGCCGGCCCACCUUCGGCUGGAGUCCCGAGCCCUGCGACAGCCCCGGCACGCCCACGCUGGAGUCGUCCCCUGCGGGGCCGGAGAAGCCCCACGACAGCCUGGACUCGCGCAUCGAGAUGCUGCUGAAGGAGCAGCGCACCAAGCUGCUCUUCCUGCCGGUGCCCGACUCGGACACUGAGCUGCAGAUGGAGGGCAGCCCCAUCUCCUCCUCCUCCUCCCAGCUCUCCCCGCUGGCCCCCUUCGGCACCAACUCCCAGCCCGGCUUCCGAGGCCCCACGCCCCCCUCCUCGCGCCCCUCCAGCACUGGCCUGGAGGACAUCAGCCCAACGCCUCUGCCAGACUCUGACGAGGAUGAGGAGCUCAACCUGAGCCUUGGGCCUCGGCCUCCACCCGAGCCCGGCCCCCCGGACCCUGCUGGACUUCUGGGCCAGACAGCUGAGGUGGCCUUGGACCUGGUUGGAGACAGAACCCCGACCUCAGAGAAGAUGGAUGAGGGCCAGCAGUCCUCAGGCGAGGACAUGGAGAUCUCGGAUGACGAGAUGCCCUCGGCCCCCAUCACCAGUGCCGACUGCCCCAAGCCUAUGGUGGUGACCCCAGGAGGGGGGGCUGUGGCAGCCCCUUCCGUGCUGGCCCCAACCCUGCCGCUGCCCCCACCACCUGGCUUCCCCCCGCUGCCCCCACCCCCACCACCGCCCCCACCGCAGCCUGGCUUCCCCAUGCCCCCACCUCUGCCCCCACCCCCACCCCCACCACCUCCAGCCCACCCUGCUGUGACAGUGCCCCCACCACCCCUGCCGGCACCACCUGGAGUCCCACCCCCACCCAUCCUGCCGCCACUGCCCCCCUUUCCGCCAGGCCUGUUCCCUGUGAUGCAGGUGGACAUGAGCCACGUGCUGGGUGGCCAGUGGGGCGGCAUGCCCAUGUCCUUCCAGAUGCAAACGCAGGUGCUCAGCCGGCUGAUGACAGGCCAGGGCGCCUGCCCCUACCCGCCCUUCAUGGCCGCCGCGGCUGCUGCUGCCUCAGCCGGGCUCCAGUUUGUCAACCUGCCGCCCUACCGGGGCCCCUUCUCCCUGAGCAACUCCGGCCCAGGCCGCGGGCAGCACUGGCCACCACUGCCCAAGUUUGACCCAUCAGUGCCUCCGCCAGGCUAUGUGCCCCGCCAGGAGGACCCGCACAAGGCCACAGUGGAUGGCGUCCUGCUGGUGGUCCUAAAGGAGCUCAAGGCCAUCAUGAAGCGGGACCUGAACCGCAAGAUGGUAGAAGUGGUGGCUUUCCGGGCCUUCGACGAGUGGUGGGACAAGAAGGAGCGGAUGGCCAAGGGGAGGACGUUGAGGAUCUGUGCAGCCGAGCGGUGCUCUGGAACCUCCUGGGCCUCACUGACCCCCGUGAAGUCAGGCGAGCACAAGGACGAGGAUAGGCCGAAGCCUAAGGACCGCAUUGCCUCGUGCCUACUGGAGUCAUGGGGCAAGGGCGAGGGCCUGGGCUACGAGGGCCUGGGCUUGGGCAUCGGCUUGCGCGGGGCCAUUCGCCUGCCCUCCUUCAAGGUCAAGAGGAAGGAGCCACCAGACACCACCUCGUCUGGCGACCAGAAGCGGCUGCGGCCCUCCACCUCUGUGGAUGAGGAAGAUGAAGAGUCCGAGCGGGAGCGGGACCGGGACAUGGCAGACACCCCCUGUGAGCUUGCCAAGCGGGACCCCAAGAGUGUGGGUGUGCGGCGGCGGCCAGCACGGCCUCUUGAGCUGGACAGCGGUGGGGAGGAGGAUGAGAAGGAAUCCUUGUCGGUGUCCUCAUCUUCAUCGGCGUCCUCAUCCUCGGGCUCCUCAACCACCUCACCCUCAUCCUCGGCCUCUGACAAGGAGGAGGAACAGGAGAGCACUGAGGAGGAAGAGGAGGCGGAAGAGGAAGAGGAGGAGGAGGAGGAAGGCCCCAGGAGCCAGCUGUCCUCCUCCUCGACCUCAUCCACAUCAGAUAAGGAUGAUGAUGAUGACAGCGAUGACCAGGAUGAGUCUGAGAACGAUGACGAAGACACAGCCCUGUCAGAGGCGAGUGAGAAGGACGAAGGGGACUCGGAUGGAGAGGAGACGGUAAGCAUCACAACCUCCAAGGCUGAAGCCACAUCGUCCAGUGAGAGUUCUGAGUCUUCCGAAUUUGAGUCAAGCUCCGAGUCCUCGCCCUCAUCCUCAGAGGAUGAAGAGGAGGUAGUGGCCAGGGAAGAGGAAGAAGAGGAAGAGGAGGACGAGGCAAUGGUGGCAGAUGAGAGCAUGGCUUCUGCAGGCCCCGAGGACUUUGAGCGGGAUGGGGAGGAAGUGACUGUGGCCCCGGGGGCACCGGCAAUGGACUCGUUGGGCAUGGAAGAGGAGGUGAACAUCGAGACUGAGGCUGUGGCCCCUGAGGAGCGGCCCCCCAUCCUGGAUGAGCCCCCCUUGCCUGUGGGUGUUGAAGAGCCAGUGAACUCCAGGGAGCCCCCUGAGGAGCCAGGUGUGAGCCAGGAAGGGGCCAUGUUGCUGUCUCCAGAGCCCCCUGCCACAGAGGUGGAGACCCGACCCCCGUCGUCCCCUGAGCGAGCUCCAGAGCAUGACCUGGAAGUAGAGCCGGAGCCCCCUACGAUGCUCCCCUUGCCCCUGCAGCCACCAUUGCCACCCCCACGACCGCCCCGGCCACCCAGUCCACCGCCGGAGCCUGAGACCACAGACGCCUCACACCCAUCUGUCCCUCCAGAGCCCCCUACCGAGGACCAGCCCCCGCGUACUCCAGGCCUCUGUGGCAGCCUGGCCAAGUCGCAGAGCACAGAGACAGUGCCAGCCACACCAGGCGGGGAGCCCCCGCUAUCAGCGGGCAGCAGUGGCCUGUCCGUGAGCUCUCCUCAAGUGCCCGGCAGCCCUUUCUCCUACCCAGCCCCGUCCCCUGGCUUCAGCAGUGGGGGCCUCCCUCGGACACCUGGCCGGGACUUCAGCUUCACACCCACCUUCCCCGAGCCCAGCAGGCCCCUGCUCCUGCCCGUCUGCCCGCUCCCCGCUGGCCGACGCGACGAGCGCUCUGGACCCCUGGCCUCCCCGGUGCUCCUGGAGACGGGCCUGUCCCUCCCUCUGCCCCUGCCCCUGCCCUUGCCCUUGGCAUUGCCUGCUGUCUUGCGGGCCCAGGCUCGGGCCCCCACCCAGCUGCCACCCCUGCUGCCCGCCCCCCUGGCCCCUUGCCCACCCCCUAUCAAGAGGAAGCCGGGCCGGCCCCGGCGAUCCCCACCGUCUAUGCUCUCCUUGGAUGGGCCCUUGGUCCGGCCGCCAGUGGGGGCCGCCUUUGGAAGGGACCUCCUGCUUCCGCCAGGCCAGCCACAGACUCCUGUCUUCCCCAGCACCCAUGACCCCCGGACGGUGACCCUGGACUUCCGGAACGCAGGGAUCCCAGCCCCUCCACCACCCCUUCCCCCCCAGCCACCCCCACCCCCACCUCCCCCACCUGUAGAGCCCACCAAGCUGCCCUUCAAGGAGCUAGACAACCAGUGGCCCUCCGAGGCCAUCCCUCCAGGCUCCCGUGGGCGUGACGAGGUCACUGAGGAGUACAUGGAGUUGGCCAAGAGUCGGGGGCCAUGGCGCCGGCCGCCUAAGAAGCGCCACGAGGACCUGGUGCCACCUGCAGGCUCGCCUGAGCUCUCGCCACCCCAGCCCCUCUUCCGGCCCCGCUCGGAGUUUGAAGAGAUGACCAUCCUGUAUGACAUCUGGAAUGGUGGCAUUGACGAGGAGGACAUCCGCUUCCUGUGUGUCACCUAUGAGCGACUGCUGCAGCAGGACAACGGCAUGGACUGGCUUAACGACACGCUCUGGGUCUACCACCCCUCCACCAGCCUCUCUUCAGCUAAGAAAAAGAAACGGGAUGAUGGCAUCCGUGAGCAUGUGACGGGCUGUGCCCGCAGCGAGGGCUUCUACACCAUCGACAAGAAAGACAAGCUCAGAUACCUCAACAGCAGCCGUGCCAGCACCGAUGAGCCCCCUGCAGACACCCAGGGCAUGAGCAUCCCAGCGCAGCCCCAUGCCUCCACCCGGGCCGGCUCGGAGCGGCGUUCAGAGCAGCGCCGCCUGCUGUCCUCCUUCACUGGCAGCUGUGACAGUGACCUGCUCAAGUUCAACCAGCUCAAGUUCCGGAAGAAAAAGCUCAAGUUCUGCAAGAGCCACAUUCACGACUGGGGCUUGUUCGCCAUGGAGCCCAUUGCGGCCGAUGAGAUGGUCAUCGAGUACGUGGGCCAGAACAUCCGCCAGGUGAUUGCAGACAUGAGGGAGAAGCGUUAUGAGGACGAGGGCAUCGGGAGCAGCUACAUGUUCCGGGUAGACCACGACACCAUCAUCGACGCCACCAAGUGCGGCAACUUCGCACGCUUCAUCAACCACAGCUGCAACCCCAACUGCUAUGCCAAGGUGAUCACGGUGGAGUCGCAGAAGAAGAUCGUCAUUUACUCGAAGCAGCACAUAAACGUCAACGAGGAGAUCACCUAUGACUAUAAGUUCCCCAUCGAGGACGUCAAGAUCCCCUGCCUCUGCGGCUCCGAGAACUGCCGGGGGACCCUCAACUAGGCCCUGGUGCCAGACUCGAAGGAUGUCAGCCGUAGCCCCGGGAAUCCCGAGCGUGGAGUCCCUGGCCCGGGGCCCGGCCCCCUGCCCACCCCCAUUUCAGGUGCUGUCCUCUACCCAGCGGCCAUUCAGGGCCUGGCGCCCCACACUACCCCCUGGAGCCCCCGGCUCCGGCCCCUCCGCGGGAAAGGGCUUCUCUGUCGUUCAGCCCACGUCUCUCAUUUUUACAAAUGCCCUUUUGAGGAUUUCUGUGUAACUCCAGCAUCAGCUUCUCCCUCUCAGUCUCUCCCCUGCCUCCCUCUCUCUGUCUCUUCUCUCCCCAUUACCCUCGGCCUCUUCCUGUGAAUGCUGCUACGUUGUUUUGUCUUCUCUGUUUUUUUCCUCAUCGUGAGAAAAGACAUUUUAACCGUUGAAAUGUGAAGGUGGAAUCAGAGAGAGGGCCGCCCCCCCCCGGGGGGGCUGCGGUGGCCGUGCGUGGCCCACGUCCUGGAAGCCACCCAGGCCUGGACACGGCCAGGUGCUGUGGAAGGACGGAGGGCCCCUCGGCCUUGACCUCAGAACACUACGCCCUGAAAGCACCCCUCUCUGCCUGUGGGCACAGUGAGGAGACCCCACACCUUUCCCAACCCAAGCCCCAGCCUGUUCCUUCCCCAGAGGCUGGGGCACCACUGACCCUGCGGACCCUGGCGGAGCUAAGCUGAUCGCAGGCAGGGGUCUCUGCUCUGGGCUCUCCCUGCCACCUCACCCCAGCACCCCCGAAACCUUGGGUUCAAUGUUUACUUUCUCAUUCGGAUGCCAGCAAUGAGGGAGCCUCUCAGAGGCCCCGGUGCAGGUGGGGGGCGCUGAGAAGGUGGGCGGCCACUCUCUUCUGCUCUUGCCUUCACCCUGGUGGGAGGGGGGCUCCCAAGGGCAGGCGGGUCCCCCAGUCCCGCCAUUACGGGUUGUCAGACCAUCUGCAUGUGGCAUUUUUUGGCUUAUAAGCUUCACCCAUUCACCCCUCACACACACCCCACAUCCCCCUACCAGCAGCCCCUCACCCCAAGAAGACCAGAGCAUAUUUAUUUUUGGAGGGAGCAGAUUCUCCCAGAGAAAGGAAAAUCUUGGAAAAGAUUUUUAAAAAUCAGAUCUAAGUCUUUCGCAGUUUAUUUUCCCUUUUGACCCCCUUCCCAUCCUCCUCAGAGUUUAUUCCCAUGGAUUUUUUUUUUCUUGUACGUGUAUAAAAUCAAAACGAAGGGGAAAAAGGUUUUUGAAGUUCAGAAUCAACUUCUGUAUAUAGGCUGCCAUAAAGGACUUUCUCUUGGGAACAUUGUUUCUUGUAGAAACAUGCGGGAAGACCUUUUUUGCUCAUUUCUUUGUACUUCCAAAAAAAAAAAAAAAACACAAAAGCAAGCCCCCCCGUACCCCAGAAAGCAGAGGAGGCGUGUAAAUAAUUUCUGGAAAGUGACUGUUGUGACCCGGAGUCCUCAUCGAGUCGAGCGUGCUCCAUGUGGGAGCCGCCCCACCCUGCGGACGCAGGCGGCCGGAGCCUCUGGUAUCUCAGCUUGUGUCAAGCUUGUUAUCAUGUAAAUUCUGUACAAAGAAUUGUUAUUUUUCUCUUUUUUGUCGUUGGUGGUUUUGUUGUGUUUUUUUUUUUAAUUGCUUUCCCCCAGGCCCCCUCUAUUUGAGACUGUGCCCGCUGGUUUCAAGAUCAAGGAAAUUGGUGGUAUUAAGACACAGACGGGGUGCCUGGGCACAGCGGCGAACUUCUCUUCCGUUUGCGGUUUUCUGCCUAAUUGUGCAACUGAGGAAAUAAUUUAUUUUUCACAUGAGGAAAUGCUUAUAGAGAUGGCUGGUUCAAGUUACUUGCACAGCCCCCGAGGGGCUGUCUCCAUUCUGUCCCUUCCCCCAUAAAAGAAGUAGGGGGUGCCAGGAGACCAGGAAAGGGACCCCUGCCUUGCCCCCCACCUGGCCUCACCUUGCCCAACCAUCGUGCCCAGUGUUAACCUUGACUGGCAUUCGCUAAGGGGACUAGGCCUCCCUCUCCCCAGGAGCCCCCGCCCCAGCCCCAGAGUGGUUUGCAAUAAUCAAGAUAUGUGUUGAGUCAUUUUUCUUUCAACUCCUUCAUUUUUCAUUGAACAGAUCUCUGCUUUUGAAGGGUUGGGGGUUUCCGCUAUUUUUGGUUUUCUUUUCUCUCCCUCCCCCUGCAAAGAAGAGAACCAAUAAGUUUUAGGGAUGUUUGUGCGUAUAGACUCCAUCAUCCAUAUGUAACUUGUUUUGAAGAGAAGUGUUUCCGUUGUGAGUGUGUCUUGCUGUAAAUAUUUGUUCAUAUUUUUGUGAAUUCAAUACUAUGUACCAUUGUAUUAUAGUAACUUUUAUAAAGCAAACCAUAAAUAUACUGACUUUUCUUACAGA
Messenger RNA from Cebus imitator (Panamanian white-faced capuchin), 8582 nucleotides. It is a transcript of the gene SETD1B, whose product is annotated as SET domain containing 1B, histone lysine methyltransferase. Gene Ontology annotation, molecular function: protein binding; RNA binding; histone H3K4 methyltransferase activity. Gene Ontology annotation, cellular component: Set1C/COMPASS complex. The transcript is spliced from 18 exons. The record is from RefSeq and is a predicted model, not a curated record. NCBI's taxonomy places the organism in Eukaryota, Metazoa, Chordata, Mammalia, Primates, Cebidae. The coding region runs from base 237 to 6194 and encodes 1985 amino acids.